GUCAAACGAGCUGUCGGAAUCCAUUUGCAACGAUCGAAGAGCAGUGAACAUCGAGGAGAGGUCGUGGAGGAAUUUACCAUCUAGCCACCAUCGCCGUUUCGCCAAUUACACCAUGGCUGAUACCGAAAAGGCGCCGCAGCAGCAACCCCAACAACAACAACAGCAGCCGCAGCAGCAACAAGACCAGCAAACUCAACCGCUACCGGCUAAAGCCGCUAAACAAAAGCAGGUCAUUGCUGAGAAGGUUUCGGGCACCGUUAAAUGGUUUAACGUGAAGAGUGGAUAUGGUUUCAUCAACAGGAAUGACACGAAGGAGGAUGUGUUUGUGCAUCAAACGGCGAUCGCCCGGAACAACCCGCGCAAGGCUGUGCGCUCGGUGGGCGACGGUGAGGCGGUGGAGUUUGCCGUGGUCGCCGGGGAGAAAGGCUUCGAGGCCGCAGGAGUGACCGGCCCCGGUGGCGAGCCGGUCAAGGGCUCGCCCUAUGCAGCUGACAAACGACGCGGCUUUCCCCGCCAAUAUUACCCUCGCCAAAGCGGCGGACGCGGCGGUGAGGGCGCUCCACGCAGGGGAGGCAUGGGACGCCGCGGGCCCCCAAGCGGCCAGGGCGGCCCAGGCGGCCCGGGUGGCGCGCAGGGGGAUGAGGGUCAGGACGGGGGGGCACCACCGCAGAGGAGCUAUUUCCGACGCAACUUCCGCGGCGGACGUCGUGGUGCCGGCGCGCCGGGUCCCAUGAACCGCGGCGGCUACCGUCGCGUACGGCCGCGCAGCUUCCAGUCGGGCGCACCGCGAAUGGACGCGAACGCCGGGGCGGCGGCGGCGGCAGCUGCGGCGGCCCCCGCUCCGCCGGCAGCCGCCCCUGCCGCUGCUGCUGCUACUGCUACUCCUACUGCUGCGUCGGGGGCCGCCGAACAAGCCAAGCCGAAGCCGAAGCCGCAGGCGACGAUCGCCGCCGCUACCACCAACGAGAGCCAGGCCUGAGAGGCGGCGCGGCGCACGGCACGCCCGCGUAGUGCCGGCCUACCGGCUCGCGUGCCUAGCCCUUCAAAGUAUUGUCCGUGUACCACUCUGUGUUUCGUUCGGUCGGUAUCAUCUCCGGUUCUUAUCUUCUAGCAAAUCGUCUUGGGGGUGAACAACUGCAUAAUAUCAUGGAUCAAAGAUGUGAUAUUUUUAUUAUUGAAAAUGGUUAUAUAUUGUAUUGUUUUGAAGUUGUAGCCAAACUAUUUUCUGUUUGUAUACCACCGGUGCGGAGGCGGCGAGGGCGCCCGGGCGCGGCCUACUCCUGCGGCCCGCGCCCGCGCGCCCCCUCCGCCGCCCCGUCGCACCCCGCCGCAUCCCGCCCCGAAUUAUAACAUGAUGCAUAUUGCAUCAGUCACGGCACCAGCAAUAUCGGCCUACAGCCAUCGACAAUACUUUUGAAGAUUCUUUGAUCACUUGUCAGACUGAGAUGUAAUGAUGUAAGGAAAAUCGUACCCCUGUCUAAAUCGCUCAGCUCUCUGGACGCAACUGUCAAGACGCCCUGUCUGAUGCAAUAUUUAUGGAUUAUGAAAUGUUAGUAGUAUUUUCUUGGCCCAAAUUUUUGUGUUAUUAUUUUUCAGUUGUAGUAUAAUUUAUUUAUAUAUAUUAUAUUUAUAACUAUAUUUAAAUGAACUAUAAUGCAAAUAUUUUGUUAAAGAUGUUGUUGUUUUAUGAGUUGUGAGGCUGAGUGCAGGCGGCGCCACUUGCCCUGCGGUGGUAUACUCGAGUCGAAAUUUACUAAAGUUAAAGGAAACUUUGUGCAAUUAAUAUAAAAUACUAUAUACUCUAGAAGAUUGUUGAGAAAUGAUAUGCAGGUCCGUAGCCCCACAGUAAUUUUGUAUUUUAAAUAAUAAGACUUUAAUUUUAAUAAUUUUGUAACUUGCAAUUAAUGAUUUACUUGAGUUUAUAAAUUAAACUAUCGAUUUGCAAUACUUACUUUUAUAUAUUGUUUAGAAUGAAACGAAGCCAAUGAUGUACGGUGUACUAAACUAAAUUAUUUUCAAAUUUACAUCUAUAUGUUUUUUAAUAUUAAAAAGAGAAUUAUAAUUUUUUUUAUAAAUUCAAACUUUUUUAGGGAUUCUUUGAUAAUCAAUGAUUUGUGAACAUCUUUAUGCACUUUCGAUUUGCAAUAUCUAAAUUUACAAAUGAUGUAACUACGAACAUCUGACUUUUACCUGUGAAAAUUGAAAUAAAAUGAUUUUACCUGUGUGAAAA
This is a messenger RNA of Papilio xuthus (Asian swallowtail), 2230 nucleotides long. It is a transcript of the gene yps, whose product is annotated as Y-box binding protein ypsilon schachtel. The transcript is spliced from 5 exons. Gene Ontology annotation, molecular function: nucleic acid binding. NCBI's taxonomy places the organism in Eukaryota, Metazoa, Arthropoda, Insecta, Lepidoptera, Papilionidae. Bases 113 to 979 code for a protein of 288 amino acids. The record is from RefSeq and is a predicted model, not a curated record.